Abrus precatorius (Indian licorice) is the source of this 4817-nucleotide messenger RNA. Its product is annotated as nuclear intron maturase 3, mitochondrial. NCBI's taxonomy places the organism in Eukaryota, Viridiplantae, Streptophyta, Magnoliopsida, Fabales, Fabaceae. Gene Ontology annotation, biological process: mRNA processing. The transcript has 3 exons. The record is from RefSeq and is a predicted model, not a curated record. Bases 49 to 2451 code for a protein of 800 amino acids.
ACACUCCAAAACAAAAGCUAAAAAAGAACUCCCCUUUCUUUGUCGUCCAUGGUCAUAGCAUCGUUGCUCAUAAAACGAACCAUCACCUCCAACUCGCGCGUAUUCACCCUCUCUCGCCACUCUUCUCUCAAACUUCACUCAACACUUCCACUUCAACUCUCUCUUUCGACCCACGAACCCAUACAACCCCUCACUAAAUCCCAGCUCAAAAACCUUGUUCUCAACCAUUACACCCAUGGCAACUUCAUCAAUCUCGUCCAAAACGUCGUCGCUUCACCCCCGGUCCUCUUCACCGCUUGCCACAAUCUCGCCGCUCCCUCCCCCCUCGGUUCGGUCCCGGACCGGUUCAGCCUCGAGGCCUUGGCCCAAGAGCUUCGCGAGAACCGCUUCGACUUGGCCGCGUGCUGCGUCACACUAACACCCUCGACCAAAAACGGUUCGUCGUUGGUUCUCCCCAAUUUGAAGCUGAAGGUGGUGGUUGAGGCCAUUAGGAUGGUUCUGGAAAUCGUGUACGACGAACGCUUCGUGACGUUUUGCUACGGUGGGCGCGUUGGAAUGGGAAGGCACACUGCAAUAAGGUACUUAAAAAGCUCAGUUGAAAAUCCUAGUUGGUGGUUCACCGUGAGGUUCAAGCGUCACAAGUUUGAACAUUUUCACGUGGAGAAGUUGUGUUCUUUUGUUGAACAGAAAGUGAACGAUGUCGUUUUGAUUGAUUUGAUAAAGAGGUUGUUUGAAUGUAAGGCUUUGGUGAUUGAAUUGGGUGGGGAUUGUCUAGGAAGAGGGUUUCCUCAGGAAUGUGGGUUGUGCUCGAUUUUGUUGAAUGUGUACUUUGAUGGGUUUGAUAAAGAGAUUCAAGAGAUGCGGCUUCGGAAGAAUCGAGAGAAUCGAGGGUUGGAUCCGAACCUGAUUGCUUCAGGUUUGGAUUCUGAUGUGUUUUACAAGCCAGUGAAGCUGUAUGCUGUGAGGUACUUGGAUGAGAUACUUGUUGUGACGUCGGGGUCGAAGAUGUUGGCGAUGGAGUUGAGGACGGGGGUUGUGAAAGGCUUGGAACUUGGUUUGGGUUUGCGUGUUGAUAAGGUGAGCACCGCGAUUCAUAGUGCGGCGUCGGAGAAGAUUGAGUUUCUUGGGAUGGAAUUGCAGGUUGUUCCGCCUUCGGUUUUGCGCCCGCCAAUGUCGGAGAAAGCAAUUAGGGCGCGGAAGAAGUACCUCAGGCAGAAGGAAGUUAGGGCUCUGGAAUUGAGAAAUGCUAGAGCAAGGAACAGAAGGAAAUUGGGGUUGAAGAUAUUUGGUCAUGUUUAUAAAAAGAUCAAACAAGGUGAAGGGUUUAAAUUUGACUAUAGUAUUGAAAAUGAGGUCCGAGAAAUUUUUAGAUCUUGGGCUGAUGAAGUGGUGCAAGAAUUCUUGGGGAACGUAGAUGAGUGUCAAGAAUGGCAUCGAAGUCUAUCAGCUGGUGAUUUUCUUCAGUUGAGACACAUUCGAAAUCAAUUACCCCCUGACCUUGUCGAUGCCUACGAUAAGUUCCAAGAGCAGGUAGAUAAACAUUUGAAUCCUGUAAAAGCUAGAAAAGCAAUAGAGGAAGAAGAAAGAAGAAUAAAGGAAGAGGAGGAAGAAAAGUAUGCUAGGGGAACAGUUGAGGAUUUGACAAGGCUCUGUCUGAAGGUUGAAGCACCACUAAUUCUCAUAAGAAAAGCUGUGAAGUUGGUUGGGUUUACAAAUCAUAUGGGUCGUCCAAGACCAAUUGAAUUCCUUGUUGCUCUUGAGGAUGCCGAUAUCAUCAAGUGGUAUGCUGGCAUAGCAAGAAGGUGGCUUGAUUUUUUCUGCUGUUGCCACAACUUUAAGACAGUCAAAACUAUUGUAACUUAUCAUGUGAGGUUCUCUUGUAUUUUGACACUAGCAGAGAAGCAUGAAUCCACUAAGCGUGAAGUGAUAAAGCACUUCACUAAAGAUUUGAAAGUUUAUGAUGUGAAUGGAAAUCAUGAAGUGCAUUUUCCUACAGAAAGAGAGGUUAAGAUGAUGGGAGAUAGAAAUCUUUCUGAUCCAAAACCUGUAGAUGGGGCUUUAUCUUUGGCUAUAGUAAGGUUGGCAUCCAAUGAGCCUCCAUCACCUUGCAUUGCCCAUUUCUGUGACAAGACAACUACAGUUUUUUAUCGAGUCCAUUUGCUGCAAAACAGUUUGAAUGUGAACCCACUGGAGAAAGAAAAAUGGGUGCAAGGGAUGGGUGCAAUUCAUGAAUGCCUGAACCGGAAGUGCCUCCCUCUCUGUACUGAUCAUGUUGGUGAUUUUCUUCCUCUAUUAUACACUACGAACUUGAGUGAAAUGGAUCCUCUCAACAUGGUGAUUAAUCUGAUUGGGUGUAGGCUGUGUAGCACUUUGUGUAGUUUUCUCCUUUUGGACUUGGUCAGUGAUACUUCAGCAGCAAACUUGGGUGUAAUGUUACCUGCACAAAGUUGAUUGGGUGUAACGCUACCUCCUACCUCUGUUUCAUUUGUUGGUCAAAAUAUAAUGGCAAUGAAAAUGACAUGUUUUCAUGAUUGUAGAACUUGAACAAAGGGUGCCAGAUUUUAUCAAGGCAGGGGCUGACAUAGUCGGUGUUCAUUGUGAACAAUCUUCCACCAUCCAUUUGCAUUGUACAGUUAAUCAAGUAAGCUUUCCUCCUGAGCUCUAACUCCUAAACAUAUGUUUAAGCAAUUGUAUAAUUAUCACAUAGAAUUUCAGAAUCUUGUUGUCAAGGACAAACAAAAUACUGUAGAAAUCCGAUCCUGCAUCAGACAGGCAUAGACACAAUUACAUGCUUUAUAACUGAUGUCAAGUUUCCAUGAAAUUACGUCCCACUUCAGAUGGCUUUGCACUCACUUGUCACGAGGAUAAGGUAUUACUUUUUUUAACCUCAAUUUUAGAUUAGCUUCAAAGAUAUACAAAAAUUUAUGCCAAAUUUUACAUAAGCCCAUGCUUCUUUAAGUUGGCAUAGACUAACUAAUUUGAUUAAAUGUAUGCUAAUGUAGAAAUUGUAAGUUGGGGAAAGCAAUAAACUCGGUUGCCAAUGUUUUAUUUAAUGCUUUUUUAGGCUGUUUGCUUAGUAAGUUCUAUGUUCCUUGAUUUUUGUCUUUUAUGCAUUAAUGGGUAUCUAUACUUCAUGAUGUGGAUGGAUAUUAGUAAGAUUUAAGUAACAGUGGUUCAUUUUCUUCCUUCAUGUGUGGACGAGACUUUUCUUUUCGUCCUUUUUGGCUAAAGCUAGCCUUUUAUGUUGAAUGGCUGCUGAUCUGUUGUAAACAUAUUAUGUUUUAUAUUAAUGUUUUAUUGAUCUAGCUGCAAAUCAAGCUGUCUUGGGACUUGGGAGAUCUACAUAUAUAAAUGAUUAUUUUAUAUAUAUUGGUCUCUACGCCUGUUACUUAUUUUUAAUUUAGAAUGUAUUUGACAAAUGAUAACUGUAUAUAAAUCAGUUAUUUAUUUUUAAUUUAGAAAAUUUUUCACUGCCAUUACGAAUCAUAAGACAGUUGCUUCUAAGCUUAUCAAAUUGCUAAGUCAGUGACUGGUUCCGAGUAAAGUUAUAGAGGCACAAAGAUAAGAUAUGCUUUUUUAUGGUUAAAUCAUCCUUCUAAGUGUGGGCUCAAUCACCUAUAUUAUCUUUAAGUUGGAAGUGGACACUACUACGUUGUUUAACCCAAUGAUUAUCCGAGCAAAAAGGUUUCAUGCACUAACACAGAUUAAUCUGAAUUCUAUAAUUGGAAGGCACACGUAGCAGAUUAUUUUGAACCCCAUUUUAAGUGAACUGAAUUGAAAACUUUGUAUAAGAAAUUAAUGUGUGUUUAGUGAUAAAUUUUAAAUGUGUUGAAUGAAAAACAAAAUAUAACUUGUAGCUGAAUUGAGCAAGCCUGUUCCUGGUUUCAAGGAACUCCAUUGGUUCCAUGUACAAUGCCAUUCUCUUCCUUGGGACCCAGAAUACCUCUUCUGUGCAGCCAGUGGUGGCCAUUGAAAGAACAAUCUGUUAUAUAGAAUGAGCAGGUGGAAUGUAUUCAGCCAUUCCUUAUGCAAUUGCAUAGUUUAUUAUUAUUAUAACUUUUAGUAGCAUCAUUUAGUAUUUAAUUUCUAUGUCAGGUUUAUAGUAUCUAUUCUUAGGUUGUAAUAGAUCUACCAUAUAUUCUUGCUCAAGUUGUAUAACAUAUGGCCUCAUAGUUUAUGCAAUGAGAGGAUUUGAAUGGAAUAUGCAUCCAAAUUCUUUUGGUAUCUAUUCUUCAUGUAUUUCUAUACUUCACCUGUAUGGCAUGAUGACAGUGGCUGUAACACCAAACCAACACGUUGCUUCAAUUGUGGCCACUGCAUUCUAUGGAAUUUGGAAUCGUUUUUCUGGAUUCGCUGUCCCAAGACCUGUAAGUCAUGUAAUCAUCAAAUGUAAUAAGCAUGCAUGUAACCUACAAAUAUUCCUGGUAAAGGCUCUGGAAUGUCAUGGUUUGGAAUUUAUUAUAUACAGGCUUGAUUAAAGAAAAGGAUGCUAUUCAUAAUUCUCAGGGAGCUGGAUUGCAAAAUCUUGGAAACACUUGUUUUCUCAUUUCAGUACUGCACUGUUUGACAUACACAACCUCUAGCUGCAUAUCUCAGUGUCAAGCAUAAGACUUUAUGUGAGAAACUCUCUGCUUUUUUGUUUUCUAUCCUCUUCUGUUACACUUGCCAUAUUUAUAUUCAUGGAAAUACUUCAUUUAUGGUUCACUUUUGCUUUGUUGUUUGUGAUGCAAAAUAAGUGCAGUCGAACAGGGUUAUGUUUUCAUAAUCUUUCCUUUUAGUUGGCGAUGAUGUAUAUAUAUGCAUGAAGGAAAUUAUUG